This is a messenger RNA of Camelina sativa (false flax), 1192 nucleotides long. Lineage: Eukaryota; Viridiplantae; Streptophyta; Magnoliopsida; Brassicales; Brassicaceae. The record is from RefSeq and is a predicted model, not a curated record.
AAUUGGAUCAAUUUCCAACACUUUCAGUCUUAAACUUCAGAGAGUGAUCAUGAAUUUUAAUCACAUCGAGAAGGGGAGAGAAUUAAGAUUUACGAAUUGCUUGCUGUUGCUGGUUUUAUCCAUGGUGCAUUACAAGAUUUUUCAAUUUGACUUGGACGAGAUACCUAGGGUUGUUGUUGUUGUUGUUAAUGUGACAGACACAGUUCAUUACCUAGAGUCUUCAUUUAGGCCCACUAAGUUUGGUUUGGUGUAUAUACAUCAAACUUAUUAAAAAAAAGAAACAGAUCGAGGAGGACUUCGUGCUGUGAUUUGUUUAGGGUUUAGAAAAUGUCGGGGAACGCUGCGGCGAAGCCUGAAUACGCAACAGAAGACAUAGCCGUGUGGUGGGACAUGACCGACUGUCCUAUUCCAGAGGGUUAUGAUGCUCGCAGGGUCCGUCCGAGUUUAGAAGUGGCGUUCAAGAAACUAGGCUACUCUGGUCCUGUCUCCAUCACUGCCUAUGGCGACCAAACACAAACCCCUGCUCACCUCCUGCGUGGGCUCUCUUCCACUGGAGUCGAUGUUGCACAUACCAUUCUCGAUGUUACAUACACGCGCAUGUUUUCGGAUUUGCUUAAGUGGCAAGACCUUAAUCCUCCUCCGGCUACGUACAAUGAUGCUCAUAUCCGAUACUACGGACCUUGUCUUCUCAAAACCUCUUGCCUUGCUUCAACAAGUGACGAAAUACAACCUUUUUCUGGCUUAUUCAUAUAGGCCUUAUAAAAUGUCAAUCCUGGUCACCUCUGCAGAGUGGCUCUGGGACAGCUUACUGGCAGACACAGUUUCAGAGACGAGAACACACUUUCUUCAGAGGUGCAGUGAAAAAAGCGAAGAAUCUACCGCAAUGUUUUAUUGCAAAUUGUGCGAUGAUUGUGAUCGCAAAAGCCUUGAUGAUUUCAGGAAGCAUCUCUCAAGUAAAGAACAUGCACUCGAUGACUCGAAGAGGGUAGUUUUAUUGAGUCUAUUAAAUUAUCAGAGUACGAGCAACAACUAUCCCGAGAGGCAAGUUUUCUUAAUGUUAAUUAUAGAUUUUCUACAGAGAAUAAUUACUGAUGAUGUAAACCAAAGCUUAAAACUGAGGUUGAAGUCUCUCCAAGAUUUGCAAGGGAUAAAGGCAUUGAUUGGGGUUUUAACAUUAUUGGUCUAUUGUUGA